GGGGCAGCACAACCUGCUGCAGUCAGAGUAGAAGAAGAAGAAGCACCAGCUGUGGCGGAAGAGGAAGCCGUGGUCUGGUCUUUGUUGGUUUCUAAACUGAGCUCCCUCGACACGGACUUAUCUGAACGCCGUGUCGAUCAAACCAUUUGCGCCAGCGGAUGUUCGACAUCUGAUCCAUCUGUGGUUAUUGGCUUCUGUCCGUCGUUUUCUCUUCUCUCUCUGGUGCUUCACGAGCAGCUUCUGUGGUCGGGAUGGGAGCUCAGCGCAGCGAAGGGGGGCAGGACUGCAUCCUACCUGACGUCAUACAGCAGCAGCAGCACCAGCCGUGGAACCUGAUGAUCAAGCACAGACAGAUUCACAGAAGAGGCCGUCGAUCACACAUGACAGUCAAUUACACGGAUCCUCAGGUGUCCAUGGAUCUGUUCAGAGCAGUGCUUCAGUCCAGUUUCAACAAGGACAUCACAGCCGUGUUCACGAAGUACCAGAAGCUUCUUCAAAGGGCCGCGGACAACGUGAAGGAGAACGUGAAAGAAGUUCAGACGGACCAGCUGAUUAAUGAGACAGCCAGGAGCCUUUUGGAGAACGCCAAACACAUGUUUCCGGAGACUGACGGAAGGAAGAUGGGUCCGGAGGUCGCCCCCAAGAGGGCCAAGGCAGCAGAUGAGGACUUCAGAGACAGUCCCCUCAUCAAGAAGAGGAAAAUCAGAGUUGGUGCUGCUGUGGUCUCGGAUCGUCAGGUGACCUUCUCCAGUCAGGUGAAGGCAAAAGCAGAGGUCGUGAAGAGAGAAGGGCCAAAGUGGGACCCGUCCAGAUUGAAUGAGAACAGCACAUUUGUUCUGGGCUCAAGAGCAAAUAAGGCCCUGGGGAUGGGCGGGACCAGAGGUCGCAUCUACAUCAAGCAUGCUGACUUGUUUAAGUACGCUGCGGAUGCUAAGGACAAGCAGUGGCUGGCAGAGCGACACCACAUGAGAGCGACAGGAGGAAAGAUGGCAUAUCUGCUGAUCGAGGAAGACAUCCAGGAUCUGGCUCACAGCGAUGAGUACAGGGAGUGUCCGGAGCUCAGGAUGGAUGAGCUGAAGCCGUUCUCCGUUCCUCCCUGGAUGGUGGAGAAGAUGCAGCGAGCCAUGGAGGCUCAGAGAGACUCUGACCUUUGAGACCCCGCCCCCUUUUCUGACAAAUCAUGUUGUAUUCAGAAUAUUGAUGUUUUCAAUAAAAAGAUG
Synchiropus splendidus (mandarinfish) is the source of this 1220-nucleotide messenger RNA. It is a transcript of the gene dnttip1, whose product is annotated as deoxynucleotidyltransferase terminal-interacting protein 1. Lineage: Eukaryota; Metazoa; Chordata; Actinopteri; Syngnathiformes; Callionymidae. The transcript has 13 exons. Gene Ontology annotation, cellular component: nucleus. Gene Ontology annotation, molecular function: DNA binding; nucleosome binding. The coding region runs from base 252 to 1154 and encodes 300 amino acids. The record is from RefSeq and is a predicted model, not a curated record.